AUGGCUCCUCGCAAUCCACACAUCUUAUCCUGUAAUGAAUGCAGGGCCCGGAAAUCGAAGUGUUCAAAGGAACGACCGACAUGCGCGCAAUGCAGGUAUAACCAGAAGGAGUGUACCUAUGCACUGAAGGUCUCCCGAACCCCAUUGACUAGAGCUCAUCUCACUGGUAUCGAAGAGCGACUGGGUAUAUAUGAGACCGCCUUGGAGAGGCUUUUUCCGACGGGGGAUGUAGAACGAAUUGUCCGUUCCCUGGUGGAGGACCAAGGCGCCGAGAAUGUCCUGCUACCCUUAGAAAACAUUUCUCCGGAUGACCUGGACGUCACUACGGCACCGGUGGCUUCCCCCGAUCAGCUCUUGUAUUCGUUCUCAGCAUCAGCCGACAAUGAGUCUUCUCAUGAAGUUGGUACAGCGCUUCCGGAACCAAGCCUGAAUUUGGCUCAGGGGGGUCGUUUUCAACCCCCCAACGAGGAGACAUAUGUCGAUGCAUAUUUCAUGAACUACCAUCCGGGCCAUCCUGUCGUACAUCAGCCAACAUUCAGAGCUGAACUUAGCGCCCGCGCAUUUAAUCCUCCCAGCUUGGCGUGGCAGAUUCUGCACAAAGCGCUAAUGGCAGUGGGAGAGUGGACGCUAGGAAAUGUCCACUCCAAUGCCAACCUGGAUCUCUAUCAUCAAGCGAAAGAUCUUCUGCAAAAGAUCUCAUUAAUGGAGGUAGGAAACUUGACGCUUUUACAGGCGCUCUUGCUCUUGAGUGAUUUUGCACAAAAACGGGGCAUGCCUGACGCAGGGUUGCAGUAUCUCUCCGUUGCUGUGCGGAUGGCUAUCGGCCUCGGGCUUCACCGGGAGAGCCCGGAUUCAUUCUCUACUGUUUUUGAAAGAGAGAUGAGACGGCGAGUGUGGUGGACCAUCUACAUUUUCGACAGCUGCACUGCCAAAACCUUCGGCCUACCUCUCCUGCUGCCAAAUAAUAGUGAAAUAAGUACUAGACCGGUGCUUAAUGUACAUGAUGAGGACCUCGAUGCCACGACCUCUUUGUUACCGUUCGAGGUAAAUGGGCCGACGUUGUAUUCCGGAUUGAUUGGCCAGUCCCGAUUCCACGCCAUGGCAAAUGCUAUCUACCGUCGUCUAGUGGCAAAACCGAAUAUUUCUAUCGCCGAGAUGCAAGAUAUGGAGAAGAUGAUUGAUGACUGCCGGGUUUCCCAUCCAUCCUACCUGAUAGACGAGGAUUAUGCGCCCCGAUCAGAGUGGUUGAAAUUCUCCGGUGACCGGCUCCAAAUCUGCGACAGAAACCUGCGGAUUUUACUGUGGCGUCCGUAUUUCCUACAGUGGGUGAAAAUGAAUAGCAAAGGUGAAGCGUCUGAGGAUGGCCCGAAUGAUGUGUUUCGAGAGAACGGACUACGGUGUUUGUAUGCUGCUCGAGAAUCCCUGGAUCUGGUCCGCAAGAGCAUCGAGGGCGGCGCGCAUCUACGACUAGCCGCAUCUUUCUUAUUGUACUGUCUCUUCCACAUCACGCUGGUAUUCGUGAUAUCCCUCCGGCUGGGCCCUGCCUUACCAGACCCCAACAGUCUCCUAAAAGACAUCAAAACCAUCAAGAAACUUGUGUCACAGACAUGGCUCAUCAAUGACACACAAGUCAACAACUUUAUCAACCUCAUCAACAGGCUUACUCUCCCGCUUGAUUCCCCCAUGGAAGCCGCCCUAGCGGCCAACAUCUCACCCAACGGAGUAUUUAAUGGUGAUAAUAACUAG
Molecule: messenger RNA, 1746 nt
Organism: Aspergillus glaucus CBS 516.65
Lineage: Eukaryota; Fungi; Ascomycota; Eurotiomycetes; Eurotiales; Aspergillaceae
Product: Zn(II)2Cys6 transcription factor
Exons: 6
Coding region: 1-1746 (581 amino acids)
Biological process (GO): DNA-templated transcription; positive regulation of transcription from RNA polymerase II promoter by galactose
Cellular component (GO): nucleus
Molecular function (GO): RNA polymerase II cis-regulatory region sequence-specific DNA binding; DNA-binding transcription factor activity, RNA polymerase II-specific; zinc ion binding
Source: RefSeq, a predicted model, not a curated record